Gadus macrocephalus (Pacific cod) is the source of this 3741-nucleotide messenger RNA. RefSeq names its product gem (nuclear organelle) associated protein 4 (gene gemin4). The transcript has 6 exons. The coding region runs from base 187 to 3645 and encodes 1152 amino acids. Gene Ontology annotation, cellular component: SMN complex. Gene Ontology annotation, biological process: spliceosomal snRNP assembly; rRNA processing. NCBI's taxonomy places the organism in Eukaryota, Metazoa, Chordata, Actinopteri, Gadiformes, Gadidae. The record is from RefSeq and is a predicted model, not a curated record.
CUGUGAGAUACGGAAGUACUUAACGCGUGCUUUCCAAACUCCACCAUGGCUCUGAGUUUAUCAGAGCUGCACGUUGGUAAUAUGAAUUUAAUAAAGUAUAUAUUUUAGACGAACGAAAGUCAGAAUAGUACCGUUGUGGACAUGUAAUAUAUCCUUAAUUCUAUCCGUCUAACCAUCAGAUUAAAUAUGGACAAAGAGGCGGCAAUUCUUCAAGGAGGCUUUCUCUCAGCCAAUAAGUUGUGCCAUCCCUCGUCGCUUCGCUCCGUUCAAAAGGGAGACUGGAAGCGUGUGAGACAGCCCAUCCUAGAUGCUGUUGAUGAACUCUGCAAACAAGUUGAAUGCAAUGUUGGCCUGGCCUCAAGCGCCAUCCAAUGCAAGACAAACAUAGUGACCGUUCUGUGGUGCAAACUGCUGUGCAAUGAAAGGAGAGAGGACGUGGAAACCGCCUGGAGGGAGAACCUCUUUUUCGCUUUACAAAGUGGCCUCCCCGAGAUCAAUCGAGUCGUGCUGUUGGAGCUGGUGAAGGAGAGAGCAGCUGCCGGUAUAUACGGGCAGCUUCUCCUCCGUCUACCCGACCCUCAGAUCUGCUCCGAGCUGAGCUUGCUGGUAGAUCAUGUGGUCUGCAGCCCAACCUCAGAGGGUGACAUCGGCCUCCUCCUGGACGUGUGGUGGGAGCUGUGGAGGGGAGGGGUCCGGGGCGAGGAUGGAGGGAUGGGUAUCCCGGAGGACGUCUUUGCCAAUGAGUUUGCACGUCUCACUUCCAAGCCGUCCCUUGAAAACGGUGGCGUGUCACAUCAGGCCGCCAAGAGGUUCAAGUUGGACACAUCUUUCCCUUUAGAACCUCUGUCUUCACUACCAGUGUUGCGGUCCUCACCCCCUUUAGACAUCCUUUACAUGCUACUUCAAACGCUUUGGGACGUAAGAGACUGUAUAGCCACUGCAGACCUCAGCCAGCAAGCCCUUGUAGUCGCCCUUGAUGCCAUCUACACCUCGUUCCUACUUGACCGAGUGGUCAUUCUCACCACAGAGGAAAAAAUGCACUUCCUGACAAAGGUCGUCAGCCUCAAGGAGAAAGAAGACAAAAAAUGGAGCCUGGCGCUUCUCAGAGAGGCCCAGCUUGACCUUCGCACUUGCAGCAAGCCUGCCAAGUUUCGACCCGACAUCACGACACUGCCCCGUGCUCUUCGGAUCAUCACUGAGCUGACGCAGUGUUGGCUGCAGAAGGGUCUUCUGAAAGUGUCUGACAGCGCCGAUCCCAGUAACUCUGCCUUCAGACUACAACAGAGCCUCCAGAGAGGCCUUGUGGCACUGGAAAACGGCACCCUGUACCAGUCAAUGAGCGGAGCAGAAGACCAACAGACGCUGAAAGACUUAGUAACUUUAAUUAGAGGUGUACAGGAUGAGUUUUCUACCUCUCCUGCCGUUCACUGCAGCCCAGAGGCAUGCGCCAGGCUCACCAUGACCAUCAUUGACCACCGCCUGGAGGAGUACUUGGACUUUGCUGCCCUAUUUGCCAGGGAGACCAGUUGGGCUACUAGUGGCAGCGAGUGGACAGACUGCCUGGAAAGGAACCAGGCUGUGUUCCGUAAAAAGGACACUGUUUUUGCACUUGCCACCAUGCUGAUAAGCAUAUGCAGCAGGGAAACUGUGGACGUAAGCCAUUGUAAAAGAAUUUCCAAAAUCAUUGCCAAUAUUUUCUUGGAGCUCCCGCUGGGGGACAAGAACCAGGCGCUGGCCAGCAUGCUGAGGCUGUCCAGCAGGGGGCUCUUCGGGGGACAGCCGCCUCCAGCCUUGGUGCUAGGCUUCGACCAGGAACUCAACAUGGCCUUCAACUGCAUCAUCCAGGGAGGGGACUCGGCGGGCACCAAAGCUGGCUCUCCUGACAACCUGAGCACGGCCACGUCCCUUGUAGCGCGGGUGGCGUUCCAGAACCCAGAGGCAACGCUGCGGAGCUGCUGCAGUGCAGCCAUCUUCAACAAGGGAGCAUUCAUCCUCAUGGCCAAGAUCCUGUUGCAGCUGCCCGGUCUGAGGGGAGGGGGUAUCACAGAGGGGAGUCUACUCUGCUGCUGCCUGCGGGAAGCCAUUGGGAACAAAGCGUUGCUGGCAUGCGAGCAACAUCAGUUUGUGAGGUUUCUGGCGCUGCUGAUGGAGCCGGUCCCAGAGGAUGACUGUGGGGUCGAGGGACGCCACGGGGGGGGUUGCUUUCUCUCUCCCGCAGAUGUUGUUAAAACCUUCGUCCUGCCCCACAUCUUUUCUCAUAACGGUGGCCCAAUAAGUGUGGAGCUGGCUGUGCAGAUACUCCACAGUGCACUGUGUGUGGAGGUCAAGGAGCCCCCUUCCUCUACUCACUGGAUGCUGCUGUGUUCUCCAUUCCCACUACUUUACGUUCUGGCACAGCAUCUCAACCAAGCAUUCAGAUGUUGGGAGCCUCCAGCAGGGGGCACCACCUCACCUUUGUCAUCAGACACCAAGGAGCUGCUGGUGUGGGUUCUGGGCACUCUGGGACAGGCAGUGGGCCGAGUGGUAGCGUCUGAACCAUCCACCUGGUCCAGGGCCCUGUCUUGGCUGUACAGCAAAGUGGAGGACCUUGACUGGACCGUGCGCUUCCACUUCCAGCCUGUCUGGGGAGAGCACUUCAAAAAUGAAGUGCCCUCGUCUCUGCUAGCGGUUUGUGAUCUUGCUGAGCAGGAGUGGUCGGGUUUGGAGCUGCCCAAGUACGGCCAGGGUUCAGGUCUCUUGGCCUGGUUGGAGUGCUGCUGCGUAUCCGACUCCCUGCGGUCCACAAUGCUCUCCCACCUCUGCGUGGACCGCCGUCAGCCCGACCACAUCAACAUGUUUAGCAAGGGCCUGCUGGUGGCCCUGGCCCAGAUGCUGCCCUGGUGCUCACUGUCUGAGUGGCGGCGGCUGCUGGGGGCCCUGGGGGAGCUGCUGGACUCUGGUCUCCUCCACACACCAUACUCCCUUGAGUAUGUGGACUACCUGCCCCUGCUGGACCUGCGCUGCUUCUCCAGCCAGCUGCGCCUCUCUGUUCUGCUGCUGCGUGCCUUACAGUUCCUCUGUGGCUCCAGCUGUGACGGCUGGCUGCCGGUCCAGGGAUGGGCGCACGUGGGCAGGCUGUACGCCUACGCCAUCAGGCAAACACUGGAGGUGCUCAGGACCAAGAUGGGUCUCUCGUCCUCAUCAGUCAGCUCGGCUGACCCGACCUCCGGCUCACCCAAUCCUCCCAAGAGCAAGCCCAGGACCCAGUCCGGAGAGGUUCAACAAUGGAAAGAGGUGGCUCCUGAGAAGUCCUCUUCCAGCCUCCAUCCAAAGUCUACCAAGUCCCCUGCCGUGGUCCACUCUGCAGAGGGAAUAGUGGGAGAUCUAAGUGCUGAGGUUCUCUUUGUACUCGGCCAACUCUUUUGUCAUGUCCAACAUGUCCAGGUGAUGAUGCCUGGUGGACAGUGCGAGGCUUUGUUCCUGUGCGCACUAGAGACCCUGAGCCUGUAUGAGAGCGUCAUGGCCUCCUACCCUGAGAGCAGCUCUCACCUGGAGAGCGCCAACACCAGACACUUCUUCACCACCAUCACAGACAACCUGGAGAGUCAGGAGAUGAAGGUGGUACUGCACCAGAAAAUAGCCAAGCUCUUGUCUUCUAUCGCUUGAAAAAGAAGCCAUGCUCUGCUAUUCCUUUGUUUCAAAUACUGCCCUCAUUACAAGAUUUUUUUGAAAUAUAAAUAAAAAGGUUAUAUCAAAAAAUAA